Messenger RNA from Talaromyces proteolyticus, 240 nucleotides. RefSeq lists its product as uncharacterized. The transcript has a single exon. The record is from RefSeq and is a predicted model, not a curated record. The annotation marks the transcript as partial. Lineage: Eukaryota; Fungi; Ascomycota; Eurotiomycetes; Eurotiales; Trichocomaceae.
UCCAACUCACAAAAUACCCACUCCCCCGUCGAAUCCAUGCUCAAUCCCACGAUAAACCACUGGGUUCGGCCUACCUCAACCAACCAGGGCAUCCGCCGCAACGCAGCUGGCCGUGGCCUCUUCUCCGGGCUGCAAGAUGUCAAGCACUACAACGUCGAGGGCGGAUGGGCGCAUCGACAGGUUGUCGAGGAGCAGAAGCGCGAGCAAGGUCAGAGUGGGUUUUGGGGCUGGUGGUUUGGG